Heterobilharzia americana is the source of this 2814-nucleotide messenger RNA. Lineage: Eukaryota; Metazoa; Platyhelminthes; Trematoda; Strigeidida; Schistosomatidae. The record is from the annotation of a GenBank genome assembly.
UUUUCAAAUUAUUGAAUGUUGAGCAGUUUUGAAAUUCCUUGAAGGCUGUUCGCAAUUAAGGUCAUCGUUCGCGAUAAAAUGUGUAUUUCACAUCUGUAGUUCACACUAGUUCUUACAGGGAAGAAACCCCAUUGAUAAUAGAAAUCACAAAAAAAUAUUUUUUAUGGUCCUUUCAGAACUGAUCUAUGUAAAUUGUGAUGACAAGUAAUCACGACACUUCCAGUAAUCACUAUGUGGAUUCAAUUUGUAUCGGUGUUUCAAAAAUUUUGGACCAUAAUAAUUCUGACGACGAGGCUUCUGCAGACCCUAUCUCCUACCCUUCUGUUUCAAAUGAUAUUGACUGUGACACUUAUUUCCCAGUCGAUGAAUCGUCUCACAUCAAUAGAGUCCUUGAUGUUAACCCAAAAUCUGUUGUUAAAGAUACCAAACACGGAAUACGUUUGAGUAAUUGGAGACGUGGUUCAGACUUCAGUAAAAAGGCUGUUUUUGUUCAACCCCAUGAUGGAAAGCUGUUUAAGGUAGUUCCGAAGCAUAGUAUGAAGAAAACUAAACCACCAGACAUUAGCAAGGAAGUUACACAAUGUCGGGAGUCUCAUAGUGAAUAUCUCGAUUUUUCCAAUAUGAAUCUUCAACAGAUCCCAAGUGGAAUUUUUAAAGAUCUAUCUUUUAUAAAGGAUCUCUUUCUUUAUGGCAAUAAGUUGACUGCGCUACCAAGCAGUAUCAGCCAUCUCACAAAUCUGAGACGGUUACUGUUACAACAGAAUUGGCUGACAGCAACUGGUAUACCAAGUGAAAUAACAAAACUCACUAAUUUGGAACAAUUGGAUUUGCGCUACAACCGUUUGGAUGGUCCAUUACCCACUUGUAUAUGUGGUCUGCAUAAUUUGGAACAUUUACUUCUUACAUAUAAUAAAUUAACUCAUAUUGUAGACGAAAUAAAGUAUUUAAAGCACUUAUCUGUAUUGGUUGUCAGUCGGAAUCUGAUUCGACAGGAAUUACCUAGUUCUAUUGGUGAACUGACUAAGUUGGUGAAGUUAGAUUUGUCUUUUAAUCAUAUCACCUUCUUGCCUGAUAGUAUUGGACAGUGUACAUCAUUACGUGAUCUUAAUCUCCAACACAAUCAGUUGACGAGGCUUCCCGAUAGUAUAGGCAAUUUAGUAAACUUAUGUAGAUUAUCUAUCAAAUAUAAUCAACUAGUAGAAAUACCUGCAAGUUUGGCUAACUGUGUAAAACUCGAUGAAUUCAAUGUAGAAAACAAUCAGUUAUCUUCUCUUCCUCAUAAUCUCUUAGCACAUCUACACAACUUGUUGAAUAUUACUUUGUCACGAAAUUAUUUUACAAAUUUCCCCUCCGGUGAUCCACAACAGUUCCAGAAAUGUUAUUCAAUUAAUAUGGAUCAUAAUCAAAUUACAAACAUUCCAAAAUCUAUGUUCAGUUUAUCUUCGAAUUUGACUAAGUUGAAUUUACGUGAUAAUACACUGGAUGGUUUAAUUGGACCAGAUUUGUAUGAAUUGAAAACACUAGUUGAAUUGGAUUUGGGCUCUAAUCAUUUAACAGAACUACCAACAGAGAUCAAUAUGCUUAUUGCUCUUGAAGUAUUACGAUUAAACUAUAAUCAGUUAACUUCUCUACCCGAUGAAAUUACACACUUGUCAAAAUUACGUAUUCUGGAUGUGGAGUCGAAUCUGUUGGAAUCCCUUCCUAAUGACCUAUCUGGUUUAACAUCAUUACAAGAACUGAAUAUACUCUGUAAUCGAUUGAAAACGUUUCCAACCAGCAUAGGACAACUUACUAAACUGAAAGUUAUCAUGGCCGGUGAGAAUGAUAUUAAUGAAAUCCCAGUUGAAAUAGGCAGUGUCACAGCACUUCGUGAUUUACAUUUAAAUAAUAAUCCAAAUUUGAACAGCUUACCUGCUGAACUCUCACUAUGCAGCAAAUUAAUUAUACUAAACUUAGAAAGUUGUCCAUUACGCGCUUUACCUGAACCGAUUGUUCAAGGAGGUUCUGCUAUGAUUAUUUAUUUUCUGCAACAAGUGCUACAAUUGCGACGGCAACAGAAUAUGCUCCAAUAAUGUUAUGAUGUCCUAAUGCUUCCUAUCUAUUUUGUACCUGUCUCUGUCAAUUCGCUUUGCACUUAUGCCUAGGUGCCUUAACCCUCAUUUAGUUACAGGAAGAUAAUUGGUCAUCGAAGAAGUUUAAAUGGACUUAUGCAUAAAUUAUUCAUACAGUAUGUCUCAGGCUAAUGUGAAAUUGUUACCUGAUAGUUUUGUUGUUUUGUUUGUUUGUUUUUUUUUUUACAAGAGAAGAUAAUCAUUAUGAAAAUUGUACACGACACGCAUAUAUCUUUACAUCACUACGUAGUUUUUCCAUCAUUCUUUCUUGAUCCUGUUUUUUUCUGAAUAUUUACUGGAAAUCGUUAUGUGUAUAUAUACCUAUUUAUAUGUGGUGAACGUAUCACAUGAAGGUAUAGUGUAUUAUGUUAGAUUAUUUUUCAUUUCUUUAUGUACCUUUUUAUUUGAAGUAAUUAAUAUUAUAUGCUUCAUUAUCAUUACAUCUAAGUGAAUUAUGUUCUUAUGAUCAUUCAUAUAAUUUUUUUUUCCAUUCUUUUAUAGAACGUUUAUUUUUCUGAAAAGGGGAGGUAUUAGUUUCAGUAUUCCCCUUGAAAUAUGGCGUUUUAGUUAAUCAAACUUCUGUUCAGUCUUUUUAUUUUGUUUCUUUCAGCGUUUUUGUUUAAAGUUUCUUUGUUUCUUUUUCUUUUUUUGUGUGUGGUCAGUUCAGUUUUGCCUUGUUUUAUAUAUAUAUAUAUAUAUAUAU